Molecule: messenger RNA, 4143 nt
Organism: Anopheles nili
Lineage: Eukaryota; Metazoa; Arthropoda; Insecta; Diptera; Culicidae
Product: protein stoned-B
Exons: 6
Coding region: 1-4143 (1380 amino acids)
Biological process (GO): clathrin-dependent endocytosis; synaptic vesicle endocytosis; intracellular protein transport
Cellular component (GO): synaptic vesicle; AP-2 adaptor complex
Molecular function (GO): clathrin-cargo adaptor activity
Source: RefSeq, a predicted model, not a curated record
AUGGCGAACCCCUUCCUAAUGGAUGAUGAGCCGUUGGCGGGUAACGCGACUCCGAACCCGUUUCUGUUUGGCGAUGACGGCUCUGCUGCCGAUGAGUCGGACAAUCCCUUCUUGGCGCAAGGUGGCAGUAACCCGUUCGCGGAUUUUGGAGGUGGUGGAGCUGACGAGGAUGUCCCGAUGCCUGCCACAACUGGCAUGGACCUGUUCGGAGGUGGAGACCCUGUCGUCGUUACAACUGGCGCGCAGCUGUUCAUGGCGACUGAUCACGUGCUAACAUCGACGGCACCUGGUCCGGAGUUGACGAUGGCGGCCUCCAUGGCACCGGAUAAUGGAGCUAACGCCAACUUCUUCCAUACCACGAUCAACGAGGAGGACGAUCUGAUCAUUCCGAAGCCCACGCACUUGCACUUGGGCGCCAACACGACCGCCGCUCUGAUGGAUCCUGAUGGUGCUGGUGGGCUGUACUCAAGUGAAGACGAACUCCAAUCCCGGGGAGGCGGAGCGAGACCGCAUAAACCGAUCCCGCCACGUCCGAUCCCGCCCUCGCACGCUACUCAGCAGUUGAUUAGCUCGAUUGCCGAUCAGCUGGACCAAACCAGCACGAACCUUCUGCAGAAGAUCCCGGUCACGCGCACGCCCAGUCCGGUAUCGAUGCGGGAUCUUCAUUCACCUAGCCCAACACCUGGUGAUUUUGGAGAUCUGAUGUCGAGCGGUGCCGUUGAACCAGGCUCGGUUGCUGCCAGUGACAACCCAUUCGCGGAUGAGGCAGGAGUAGGUCCGGGAUCUGUCACGCCAGUGCAGAAGCCACCGCGUCCACGGCCUCCACCACCGAGACCUGCACCUCCAAGGAGUUCGCUGGCAUCUUCGCCAGUCAAUCCACCACCUCCAGUGACGGGUAUGGCGACGACCACGCAAGAAGCGGACCUGUUCGAUCUGUUCGGAACAGGUCCAACACCGAAACCGGCGGCGCCACCGAAACCGCCUGCUCCGAAGACAAAGGAGGACAUCCUGUCGUUGUUCUCGCAGCCAGCUCAACCCUCGACGGCCGCUAUGGCACCGCGUCCCUCGAAGCCGGACCUUCUGAGCGACGACUUGGAUGACCUGCUUGGCGGGAUGCCGGCGGCAACUGGUGGUGCCGGGUCAGAGGCAGCGUUUGUACCGAACCUGGCCGAGAACCUGGCCACGGUUGUGCAGCCUAUUGCAACUGUACCAGCUCCAAGCGCGGCAGUUGUUUCAGCUCCUCCACCAAAGCCACCACCACCGGUGGUUCAGCGUGUUCCUCUGGAGCUGGUGGAGGAGCCUGCCGUUGAGGAGGUCCCGAUGGAAGAGCCCCUAUCCGAGGACCUCCCAGUGCCGACCGAAAGCUAUAUGGAGCCUUCUCCUGAGAUCGUGCUUGAGAUGGCACCCGCAUCAGAUCCGAGUGAUGCAAUGCGCUCGGAGGUGUCGUCAGAGUAUAGUCCGACUGGUUCGAACAUCACCUCUGGCAAUAUUCCCAGCUCUGUCUCGGGUAGUAUUGUGAAUCUGCCAACUCUCGACCGACCUACCCUUGGUGGGAUGGAGAUGGAAAUGGACACGACCCUGGAGGAUGGCACAGGUGUGGCGUCGAUGCCGCUCGAUGCGGAUUCCGACUUCAACCAUCUGGAUAUGCAGCCUCAGCAGCAAACGGGUCUGUUCGAGGAGCCGACGGGUGUUACGGCGCAGUACUACGGUGAACCAGUGCAAGACCAGCUGAUAGGGGGCACUAAUGGCACCACGGUGAACCCCUUCGCAAUGGUUGAAGACGACGAACCGGUCGCGGCAGUAGCACCCGCAGUUGGUGGUUUGGAGUACGCGAAUGAGUUGUUUGGGGCGACCAACCUAGCGAACAACAACACGAUGGACCAGCGGGAACCUGACGCGUUCGACUCGUUUGCUGCCAAGUUUGAGGGCAAACAGAACAGCACUGGAGCCGGUACAGGUGUCGGUGGAAUGGGUCUGACGGGAGGAACUGGUCGAUCGGAGAACAUCUUCCUAGACGACAGCGAACUAGGCGUUGGAGGUGCUGUUGGUGAGAUUGAUGCGUUCGGUGGUGAUGCCUGGGGAACAGGUGCACCUGCGACUGGUGGAGGUGGGUUCGAUGACGCGAGAGGUGAUGGAUUCGGCAACGACGAUGGCUUUGACGAUCCUUUCUUGAGCAUGCAGGCUCCACCGGCACCGGAGGGAACACCCUUCGGAAGGUCACACUCGCGUGAUUCCGACGAGGGCAGAGAGUUCAACGUGGUCAUCCGGCCGAAGGAGGGUGUGGAGACGAAUUACUCGGCGUUGGCGUUGGCACCACCUCCAAAGAGCCCGCAGACAGCUUCCAUCUACUCCGGUGACUCGUCUCCGCGUGUCAAUCCGUUCGAUCGCAGCGAAGAAGGAGAACCCAUUCCUGUUAGCAUGCCGGAUAAGCCCCAACUCGAGCGCACCGACUCGCAGGAGACACCUCCAACACCUCUGUUCGACGAAGACGUUUCGCAGCCGUUGGAGGACUUCCCGCGUGUGAUCUACCACGGGGACGGCUGGGAAAUGCAGCUGCGCCAGCCGAACAAGAAGAAAAUCACCGGUCAGCGGUUCUGGAAAAAGAUCUUCAUUCGGCUGGUGUUCCAGGGUGACAAUCCGGUACUACAGCUGCUAAAUGCGGCCACCGACAAGGAACCGUUCCAGGAGUUACCCUUGCAGGGGUGUUACUCGGUGUCGGAAAUCGGCGCGCAGCAGUACGAUAACUUCGGGAAGAUUUUCACCAUUAAGCUGCAGUACGUGUUCUACAAGGAGCGUCCUGGCGUGCGACCGGGCCAGGUGACCAAAGCGGAGCGGUUGACGAACAAACUGAGCCAAUUCGCGGCAUACGCCAUCCAGGGUGACUAUCAGGGCGUGAAGGAGCUUGGCAGCGAUCUGAAGAAGCUCGGGCUGCCGGUGGAGCAUGCGCCUCAGAUCUCGCAGCUGUUUAAGCUCGGCUCGAUGAACUACGAGGACAUGAAGCAGUUCUCCGUGUGCAUCGAGGAGGCACUAUUCAAGAUGAACGUGCACCGAGAUCGAGCACUUACGUACAAGACUGAGGAGGUGCAGGUGACGGCGGUGGAUGAGCUGUACGUCGAGCAGGACGCCGAGGGUCACGUGCUGAAACAGAUCGCACGUGUCCGGUUGUUCUUCCUUGCCUUCCUCACUGGUAUGCCAGACAUCGAACUCGGCGUUAACGAUCUGUGGCGUCAGGGGAAGGAGGUGGUUGGCCGGCACGAUAUCAUACCGGUGGUGACGGAGGAGUGGAUCCGGUUGGAAGGUGUCGAGUUCCACAGCUGUGUGCAGCAGGAUGAGUACGAGCGCAGCCGCACGAUCAAAUUCAAGCCUCCAGAUGCGUGUUACGUUGAGCUGAUGAGAUUCCGCAUUCGGCCGCCCAAGAACCGUGAGCUACCACUGCAGCUGAAGGCGACCUGGUGCGUGACUGGCAACAAGGUGGAGCUGCGUGCGGACGUACUGGUGCCUGGUUUUGCGUCCCGCAAACUCGGCCAGAUACCGUGCGAAGACGUCUCGAUUCGCUUCCCGAUUCCGGAAUGCUGGAUCUAUCUGUUCCGUGUGGAGAAACACUUCCGGUAUGGCUCGGUUAAGUCAGCUCAUCGACGUACUGGAAAGAUCAAGGGCAUUGAGCGCAUCCUGGGGACAGUCGACACGCUGCAAGAGUCUCUGAUCGAGGUAACAUCUGGACAGGCGAAGUAUGAACACCAUCAUCGUGCGAUCGUGUGGCGAUGUCCGCGACUACCCAAGGAAGGUCAGGGCGCGUACACCACGCACCAGCUCGUCUGCCGGAUGGCGUUGACCAGCUUCGACCAGAUUCCGGAGCAACUCGCCCCAUACGCGUACGUGGAGUUCACGAUGCCGGCAACGCAGGCCUCCCAUACCACAGUGCGCUCGGUGAGCGUCCAGGAUUCAGAAAGUGACGAACCACCGGAGAAGUACGUCCGCUAUCUGGCCCGACACGAAUACCGGGUUGGUAUCGAGCACACUACAGGAGAGUCGCUGAAUCCGUACCUGGCGGCGACAACUGUUUCGAAGCAGCCAAUACAAGAGGAGCAACCGAUGGCGACGACACCGAUCGCACCGAGCGAUUCCGAUUCCGAUUCGAACUAA